UAAGCCAAAAAUUAUUUCACAAGUACACUAUCCUUUACUUGUGCUCCAAAACCCUAGCCCUAAAACCCUCUGCCAAAGUGCGACACUUUGCUCGAGCGAUAUGUCGGGAAGAGGAGAAGAUAGUGAUUCCGAUGCGCCGGAAGAACUAACUUCCGUACAGGGAAUUCAAAACAAUGAGGAGAUUAGAAAAGUUGAAAAAGAACACAAGGCUAGAGUUGUUCGGGAAAGGAAGGAACGUCGUAGACAAUGGGCUCAAAAAUUAACUCCACGACCUAAACAAAAUGAUGAAAGCAUUGAAGACACAAAAGAACCUGAAGAUGCCCAAGAGUCAAAGGACAAUAGAGGGAUGCUGCCUGAUGAGAUUGUAAAAAUUCUUGCAGCUCGUGAGAAGAAAGUUUUCUCGUCAGACUCGGAGGAAGAACAUGAGAAGCAGCCUACAUCUAAAAACAAAAGAUCCAAGAGCCCUGGGUCUGGACCAGUUAUUUUGAAGGAUCUACCACCUCCUCCGUGCUUAGAGAGCUCACUGGCAUUCUUGAAGAAACGUAAGAUGCAGGUGUCAAGAUCAUCAGCUGUUCUGAACAAUUCCAGUCAAGCAUUACGCCUUCUAUCUACAUCUGGCUUGCUACGUACCAAAUGAUAGGUGAUGAUUUUGAAGAUUUAAGCCCGAGUGAUGGCAAUGCUGUAUUGCUUGCUGUAAUGAGAAAUAUGCUGGUAGAGGUGUUAAAUGGCGAGCUGGUUUUGGACACUGAUGGGUAAACCAAAAAAACAAAACAAAACAUUGUAACAACUUUUUGAUGGUAUAUUGCAAUUUUAUUGAUACUUGUGGGUAGGAACUGCUGAACUGUUUAUACUGCAACAGUCUCAUCUCAGUCAAGUGUUGAAUCAUUAAGUGGUUGCACAAGAUUAUGAAUUGCUUCUAAUGAUCAUGAUAUUCUUCUAAA
This is a messenger RNA of Solanum pennellii, 941 nucleotides long. RefSeq lists its product as uncharacterized. NCBI's taxonomy places the organism in Eukaryota, Viridiplantae, Streptophyta, Magnoliopsida, Solanales, Solanaceae. The coding region runs from base 101 to 637 and encodes 178 amino acids. The transcript is spliced from 5 exons. The record is from RefSeq and is a predicted model, not a curated record.